AUUUGUUAUUUGAAAAAAAAAAAGAGAAUUAAAGUGUACAUUUACUUAAUGCCAUAUGAUAUUAUAUGAUUCACUUGCUAAAAGAAAAAGGUUUGCAGGGAGGGUAACAUGUACAAACCCCGAAGAUUCUGGACCUGAUAAAGAAUAUUUGAAGAUCAGCGCCAAAUCCUUCCAUAUGUCUCGAAACACAGGAACAUGAAACCAAAUCUUGCACUAGUCUAAAAAUCCCUCCAAAUCUUCUUACAAAAUGAAAUUCCUCUCUCAUCCGCCUGACACAAAAUUCAAUCUCCAGUAGUUUCAGUGACUCUACUUGACACUGCUGAUAACCUGCAAUGAUCAGUUGACAACCUAUGGUAUGCAUACACUGCAUUUGUCUCUAAUAAAUAAUCCCAUUAAAAAUGCUCACCAACUCAUCAACCGAUCAUUUCCUGAAUCAACAAGCUUAGCCACAAAUUGUUGACGAUUUUGAUCAUCAAAUUAAUAAAAAAGCAAAAAAAUCUCGGUAACAAUGGCAUGUAGAUGCUAACCAUGGUAAAACCCCGGAAAGAAGCUGUGAGUAUUCUUGCCGGCUUCAGAUCGCCAAGGCAAAUUUGAAAGAUUUGAAACUAAAUUUCUUUCAGGCAAUCAACUCAACAGCAAGGAUUUUGCUGCUCUUGCGGACUCCAAGGAUUUACACACCGAAAACUGAAAUUACUGAUAUUUCCUCAACGAUUGUUCUCCUUUUUCAUCAAAUAGAGUUGCAGGGGUAUCCAACCGCAGGAUUGAAAUUGGUGAUGAAGAAACCGUCGCUUCUAGAGAGUGUAGGUUUACGGCGAGCAUCUGACCGAUCGUUGAUGGUGCGACCAAUAAAGAAUAAACGGAGAUAUUAACGCUAUGAGGUGAUUGGAUUUUAAUUUACAGUCUCAUUGGCUAUUUUCCAACUUCUGAAAAUACUGUUGGAUCCUCCUUGUCGCCUGCCGGCUUAUGCUAAGGAACAGACAAACGGACGGUUAUGAAUCACUCUUUUUGUUUCAUAUCAUUUCCUGGUAGCUUUUUACAAAAAUGAAACAAAUUUUUUAAAAAAUUUAUCCUCAUCUCUUAUGAUCUUCAAGAUUCUUGAUUAUAAUUUACAUUUGCUAUAAUUGAGCUUCAAGUUGAUAAUGCCUCUGAAGUAUGACCAGAGCCAAUUGGUCAGCCAUUACGAUUUUGGGCGUUGCACAAAGUUGAAAUUCCUUCCUCUUUCUUCAUUGAACUUGAACUGGAAAAAUUGAUGUUCUUCUCAUCCUUUUCUCUCAAACCAUCUCCGAUUUUAAGUGUUAUAGGGUUUCUGCCCUUCAUGAUUAUGUAUGGCAUUUGGUUGGUUGUUUAUAUUUAUGGAGCCAAACUAUAUGCUUAAGGCUAAAUCUCAUAUUCAUAUUCUAUUACCACUUAAAAAUCAAAAUUUUAGGAAAGCGGUAAGUACUCAUUUUAUACAUAAGGCGUUUUGUGAGGACGAGUACACUUGUAAAGAUGUCUGAGCUUGACCAACGCCUUUCUGCUAGGCAGAUAGCCAUGAAGGGGCCACUGCAGUACACUUAAAUAGUGAAAUACAUACUUUAAGGGGAAGAAAAGGACAAUUCUGAAUGGUAAAAAUGUCCGUUUGUGGAAUUCCUUUUUCCUGGAAAACUUUCUUGCAUGUCUUUCCUUUUUGUCCACCUUUGCUGUCUAUUAGUUUACUAAAACUGUUUCUUUCAGGGUCGGCCACCCUCAUAGUUGCUCCCUUUCUUUACUCUAUUAUUGUUCUUGUUUUACUUUGAGCUUAGGGACGGCAAAUUUUCUUUCCUAUAUCUGCCGGCAGGAAGUCCUCUCAGGUUUAAUAUGAUGAUUCUGUACUAACCGUUACCAUAUGAUAGGUGUCUCUGCCUUCAGGUUAAUAUCAAGUUGAUUAGCAUUUAUUAAAUUUCCCUGGAAAUUACAAAUGAGGGGUUUUCUUCUAACUGCUCUUUUAUCGCUAUUUAUACAUCAAUUUCCUUGUUUACCUUCAGAUGACAGUUCUUUUGGUCUCUCUUACAAUGGAGGGAAAAUUAUGACACGACCAGUCAGAGUAUCCCUUCUAUGGUUUGGCACUGGUUGGCAAGAAUCUGGUAAAGAAGCUAUUAGAAAUGCCAUAAAUUCUUUAACUCCAUCUCGAUAUCUUGGUAAGAAUUCUGAAGUGCCCACGUUGGGAGACUGGUGGAAUAUUGUUAGACAGUAUACAGACAGCUCAAACGACCCAGUGUCUGACAGAGUGGAUGUCGGAUCUGAAUGCUUCUACACAGGCUCUGAACUCAACAUGACUCGAGACCAAGUGAUUGACAUUGGACAUUCAGUGUUUAACAAGACUUUGAUCGAUGCAUUUCGAGGGAACUUAACCUGUAAUGAAGCUUUUGAAGUGAACGAGAACAGUAUUUUUCAUGUUGUGUUUUCUCAUACAGUUAUCUUCUUAGAUAGAAAGGAGCAGACAGAAUUGAUGGUCUCUUGUAGUGGGGAUCUUCAGGUCGAGGCCUUUGCAGGGGCGAAUGUAACUCUGGGAUGGGCAAGAGCUCCACAGAAAGAUGCUAAUUCUGAUCAAUGUUCAAGAUUUUUGCAAGGGAAAUCCUAUUUAGGCCCACCAAAUGGUGAUGAGAAGAUAGAUAGCUUGGUGGGUUACAUUCUGUCCAAGAUCACGGAGGGGGUUACCAAUCGUGAUGGAAGAGGGUGGAUUGCUAAUGAUGGAAGUGGAAUGACAGUAGGCAGUUUUUGUGCAUCUACAAUUCAACGACGACCAGAAGGUCCUCCACUAUUUAGAGAUGGAGAAAGAAAAGUGAGUUUUAAUGCUGUUGGUUUGAAUGGUUACAGAUACAUUGUUCAAUACAUAUGGGACCAGAAAAUCCAGAACUGUGCCUUGAAGGUAUCAGAAACCUGUAAUUUCAAUGUGAUUGUUCUUAAACAGCCCAAGGGAUAUCUAAAUAGAGGGCUUGCAGUCAAUCACACAGAUGGAUUGCAGCCAUACCCUCCUAACCAGAUGUGUCAGUGGAGUGUCAGCUAUCCAGCAGCAAAGUUUAUCAGUUUCACCAUGAACUACCUCUCACUGACGGCAAAUGGAGAUGAUACACUCCAAAUUUGCCCAUCUAACUCAAGUCUAGCACAAUGCAACGUCCUUCAGUUGCUGGAAAAAAAUUCUAACAGGAAAUUCAAGGUAAUGGGCUCAAAAGCUACUAUAAAGUUUACAAGUGGAGAUCAUGUUUCCUUUGAGUCCAGAGGAUGGGAACUCAGUUAUUCUGCAGGAUUCUGCAAUGGGAAGGAAGAUGUAUAUAACCAUGAUGGUAUCAUAGGCUACCCACCACUGAUCGGCUUUUCUUACAUAGAAGGACUGAGUUGCCUAUGGAUUCUCCAUGGGAAACCAGGAACUCUUGUAUCAUUAAGUUUCACCCAUAUCAACAUCUCAGAAGACUUUGAUUUUCUUGCCAUAUAUAAUGGCGCAAAGCAGCAGGUAGCUAACUUCUCUGGCUAUUAUUCUGGGUCUGGUCUCCCGCAUUUGAACUUGACUGGUGAAGUUAGGAUUGCAUUUGCUACUCAGACAGAAAAAGGGCAAGGUUGGUCAGCUAAUUAUUUCAUUGCAUCUCCUGUGAGUCGCAAUAGCAAAACAUUCCUUGUCAUCAUCAUUGUUGUUUCAGCUGUUGGAGUAAGCAUUUCUCUUGCUUUCAUAGCCUUCGCCUUGCGCAAAAAUAGAAGCAGGUGCAGUUAUGCAAUGGAUUCAGAUGAGAGCCUGAUGCUAAUGAGACUAGAAACGAUCAGAGAUGAAAACCUAAUUGGGGAGGGGCCUUCUGCAGUUGUUUACAGAGCAGUUUUGACGGAUGGGAAGUGUAUAGCAGUCAAAGCUCCUAAAGGUACAGCUUCUCCAGUUGACUUAGAGAGGGAGAUAUUGAGUAAAUCCUCUUCCCACCCAAAUAUCAUAUCUUUAGUUGGAUAUGCACACGAUGGACUCCAAAGACAUUACUUGGCGUUUGAAUUCAUGAGUGGGGGCAAUUUGAGGAUGAACUUGAUGGAAAGAGGAGAAAGACUAGACUGGGAGAAGAGAUUAGCUAUAGCAUUACAGAUCUGCUCUGCAAUCCAAAUGCUUCACAUGUAUCUGAAACCACCUAUUUAUCAUGGCAAUAUAGCAUCUGAGAAUAUUCUCCUUGAUGAAUUAAGCAAUGCAAAAUUAGCUGGUUUCAGCAAGGCAGAUUAUUGCAGCAACAACAGGAUGAAUCCUGGAGACUUGUCUGAAAUGGCAGAAGAUAUUUGGAGUUUUGGAAUAGUUUUGGUUGAGCUUUUAAGAGGACAGAACCUAGAUGAUAGAAAUGCCUACAAAAAUUUCAGGAGCCUUGAAGAGGUAAAUGAGUUUGUUGGCAACCAUGAGCACUUUGAUCGACGAUUGGGUAUUCCUGAUGAACAAAGUAGGAUCAUGGGUCUAGCAAAGUUGGGUGAAAUUGCAAAAUGGUGCAUUGGUCUUGGCUGUGGAGUUGAAAGGGAAAGAAAUAAUCCUCAGAUAGGUGAUGUUUUGUCAGGCUUGAAGCAGGUGAAGCAAAUGUUUUGUUGUGUGUGAGGUAGAAAGGAAGAAGAAAGUAAACAACAGCAACAUCUUUACAACAUUGUCCUGUUUUCUAUAUAUGAUUGUAAAUCAUAAAGGAUGUCCUCAGUGCACAAAGACUCCUCGCUUUACAAGAGUCAGGAGAGGAUAAUCCGUCCUAAUCGUACAUAAAUUACAUUUAGUGUGAAGCUUGAAGCAAUUUUUAUAGAAAUACAUGAAUGAAUAUUGGAAAUAUUCAUCAACCUUUGUAUAUGAUCAAA
This is a messenger RNA of Manihot esculenta (cassava), 4809 nucleotides long. RefSeq lists its product as uncharacterized. NCBI's taxonomy places the organism in Eukaryota, Viridiplantae, Streptophyta, Magnoliopsida, Malpighiales, Euphorbiaceae. The transcript has 3 exons. The record is from RefSeq and is a predicted model, not a curated record. Gene Ontology annotation, molecular function: protein kinase activity; ATP binding. Gene Ontology annotation, biological process: protein phosphorylation. Gene Ontology annotation, cellular component: plasma membrane. The coding region runs from base 1937 to 4564 and encodes 875 amino acids.